This is a messenger RNA of Rhizophagus irregularis DAOM 181602=DAOM 197198, 1178 nucleotides long. NCBI's taxonomy places the organism in Eukaryota, Fungi, Glomeromycota, Glomeromycetes, Glomerales, Glomeraceae. The record is from RefSeq and is a predicted model, not a curated record.
AUAACAAGAAAAAAUUAAAACCGUUAACAAACACAAUAUAACAAGAAAAAAUUAAAACCGUUAACAAACACAAUCAAGAAUCAUGGCUUACAAGACAUUCACGAAAGUUUAACAGUAGCGGAAGAUAGACUAGACACUUGGAAGAGUGGAGACAAUUCAUCCAGGAUAGAUUUUAUUUUCGCAAGCGAAGGCUUUCAAGAAAGUAUUAUAAGUCAUGAGAUACUAGAAAUAGAAGACUUCGACACAGAUCACAAAGCACUAACAGUUAAAAUAGAAAUUAAAGAAAAAUUAGGAAUAAACAAACCCGGAUUUAUGAAAGAAAUAAAAAAGGAAAUAAGACACAUAAAAUUAGAACAAGAAGAUUGGAAAGAAAUAGCAGAAGAAGUAGAAACAAGAUUAGAAACGUUAGACCAGAAUACAACACAACAUUUAAAUCGAGAAAUGAUAUGGAAAAUGAUAGUAGAUAUAUACGACGAAGAAAAUAAUAGACAACUAAUUAAAAUCAGAAAAAGAAAAGAAGAUUCAAAAAAAGAUAGAGACGAAAGUUUAAUGAAAACAAACGAAGAAAGAUUAGAGGAAUUAAUCACAGAAUACGAAAACUUAGAAAAAAUUGAUACUAUAGAACAUGUAAUCAGUAAGAUAACAGAUAAAGUUAUAAAGAAAUUAUGGCAAGAUAGAAAAGCCUUUCAAUACAAAUAUAAUUUCAAAGAAUUUGAAGAAACAAUAAUAAUAGAGCAAUGGGGAACAACGGACACAGGUAAACACAACGCGGUAAAACUAGGAAAAUUAAUCAACAUACAUGAUAGACUCGAAAAAAACAUUGAAUACGGAAUCACGAUAGAUAAACUAAGAAAAUAUAGAAACCGCAAAGAUUUAAAAGAAAGAAGAACAAAAAGAGCAGAAAUUAUGAGAAGCCUAUAUGUGGAAAUUAAUAGCCUGAAUAUAGAAAUAAACAUAAGAAAACGCGAAACGUACCUAGAAGAAGACAUAGGAAAAAUGUUAAAUAGAAUUUUAGAAAAAAAGAGAGAGAAAAUUAAUAUGACAGGAUUAGUAAUAAAAGAGAAUGGAAGAAUCACGAUAGAAAAAGACAAAAAAAAGAUAAAUGAUAAAGUAUUAAAACAUAACAAAGAUUGGACAAAGAAAAGAGAAAUAGACCUAGAUGAACUAGAAUAUGAUCC